GGCUGAAGGUGUGAAUGAAAGAACCAUUCAGGCUGAGCCCCCCUCCUGGCCUUAGAGAUGAUUUCCAGGCUGCAGCUUACAGGAGUUUGGGUCAGCACCAAAGCCUUCUCCUUGUUCUGGAAUCAGCUCUUGGACAAAUGAAAGCCACUUCCAGUGUCCUCAGCUGAACAUCCAGCGCCCUUCCUGAUCCCUGAACUUCCCUCUUUGCUUCAUGCACAUUUACUUAGGAAAAGAAAGUAGCGAGUGUCGACAGAUCCGUGCAGAUGUCUUUAAUCAGCUCCAAAAUGUGUAAGAAUGGCACAAAGAAGCAUAAUAAAGUCAUGUGUUUUAUUUUAACACUCUUGCAGGGUCAAGAGCCAAAUUGUUUCGGCUGCGUUUGGUUCUUGAAGCUGUUACAGGAUCUCGCCAUAAGUUUUUCCAUGAUUACGAGCCAUGCAAGAACAGAAAGUAGGGUUUGACCCAGUGUUUAAAUACCGUGAUUUGCAAGGGCUUUGAAGCUGCGCUGCCUUACAAUGAAGACUUAAGUAGUAAUUAAAUUCCCGAAGAUCCGCCAAGACUCCUCCGGCUGCGAUGGGGAUGUUCCGUGCCCGGGCUGCGGCGGCACGGGGGGAAGGAUGCUUGAACAGGACUCCGUCAAAGCAGCGAAGACUUCCGUAAGACAUGGAUAGAUGCAAACAUGUUGGGCGGCUACGACUCGCCCAGGACCACUCCAUCCUGAACCCCCAGAAGUGGCACUGCGUGGACUGCCAGACCACGGAGUCCAUCUGGGCCUGCCUGAAGUGCUCCCACGUGGCCUGCGGGAGGUACAUCGAGGAGCAUGCACUUAAACACUUUGAAGAAACCAGGCACCCCUUGGCCAUGGAAGUGAAUGACCUGUACGUCUUUUGUUACCUUUGUGAAGAUUAUGUCUUGAAUGAUAACCCGGAGGGUGAUUUGAAACUGCUGAGAAGUUCCCUGUCAGCGAUUAAAAGCCAAAAGCAUGACCCAUCCACAAGAAGCGGCAGGACGCUGCGGUCGAUGGCUUUGGGGGAGGACGUGUGCGGCCAUCAGAGGAGCCCUCAGGGACAGUCUCAGAUGCUGACAGCCCUCUGGCACAGGCGCCAGUCCUUGCUGGCGAAGGCGCUGCGGACCUGGUUCGAGAAGAGCUCCAGGGGCCAGCGGAAGCUAAGGGAGAAGCAGCAAAGGGAAGAGCUGGAGAAGAAGAAGGAGGCGGCGAGGCAGCGGCGGCGGGAGAUGAAGAGGCAGCUCCUGGAGGAGCUGGCGAACGCCCCUCCCAGGAAGAGCGCGAGGCUCUUGUCUCACGUGCGCAGGGAGAGCUUGAUUCCAAGGAAGUUCAGGGAGGUGGCGACCGCUUCCCCUACCUCAAGGCAGAUGCAGAGCAGCAGAUUGAAGCAGUUCUAUUCCAUCCGCCGCAAGCCGCUCAUGACCCCCGGGGUGACGGGUCUGAGGAACCUGGGGAACACGUGCUACAUGAAUUCCAUCCUGCAAGUGCUGAGUCACCUCCAGAAGUUCAGAGAAUGUUUUCUGACGCUCGAUCUCUGUGAAACGGAAGAGCUCUUGGCUAAAACUGUGAAUGGCAAGUCCAGGAUGCCCGGCAGGUUGGCAAACGGGGCUGCUGCUAACGAGGCAGGGAAGACUGACAAAGUGGGAUCAUAUGGCACGCAGAGCUUGCCAGCUGGCUUAAAUGGUGGCUCCUCCAUAAGCAGGAGUUUGGAACUGAUACAGCCCAAGGAGCCGAGCUCAAAGCACAUCUCCCUGUGUCACGAACUGCACACCCUCUUCAGAGUGAUGUGGUCUGGCAAGUGGGCGCUCGUGUCCCCCUUUGCCAUGCUGCACUCUGUGUGGAGCCUGAUCCCGGCGUUCCGAGGGUACGAUCAGCAGGACGCUCAGGAAUUUCUCUGCGAGCUCUUGGAUAAAGUGCAGCAGGAGCUGGAGUCGGAAGGAACGAAGCGCAGGAUCCUCAUCCCUUUCUCGCAGAGGAAGCUCACCAAGCAGGUCCUGAAGGUGGUGAACACCAUUUUUCAUGGGCAGUUGCUUAGUCAGGUCACCUGCAUAACAUGCAACUACAAAUCCAACACUGUGGAGCCCUUCUGGGAUCUUUCCCUGGAAUUCCCCGAGCGCUAUCACUCCAUGGAGAAGGGGAUUGUCCCUGUUCACCAGGCAGAGUGCAUGCUGACAGAGAUGUUGGCCAAGUUCACCGAGACCGAGGCGCUGGAAGGGAGGAUAUACGCGUGCGACCAGUGCAACAGCAAACGGCGAAAGUCUUCUCCUAAACCCCUUGUUCUGAGUGAAGCUAAAAAGCAGUUACUGAUCUACAGACUACCUCAGGUCCUCCGGCUGCACCUUAAACGAUUCAGGUGGUCUGAACGUAAUCACCGCGAGAAGAUUGGGGUCCAUGUCCUCUUUGACCAGGUAUUAAACAUGGAACCUUACUGCUGCAGGGACUCUCUCUCCUCUCUUGACAAAGAGACCUUUGUCUAUGACCUCUCCGCUGUGGUGAUGCAUCACGGGAAAGGGUUUGGCUCAGGACACUACACAGCAUAUUGCUACAACACAGAGGGAGGUUUUUGGGUCCACUGCAAUGACUCCAAACUGAAUGUAUGUAGUGUGGAGGAGGUGUGCAAAACCCAGGCCUACAUUCUGUUUUACACUCAAAGAACAGUGCAGGACAAAGCAAGAAUCUCAGAAAAACAACUCCAAGCUCAGGUGCCAUCCAGACACAGUGAUAAUAAGGACAGAAGAUUGACAUUCCCAUGAUGGGGAGCUCCGUGACUCAACCAACAGCCUCCGUUUCCUUUACAGCCAUUGGCGUUCACAUCUUUCCUCUUUGUAGGAAAAAAGGCUCGCUGUGGGAAGGGGAUCAGCUCUUGACAUUGGCCACCCAGGGUCUGGAAAAGCCUGUCGAGCUGUGCCGUUCUGACACGUAAGGUUGCAGUCAGGAUCUUGUUUAGAAAGCAUCUCGUCGUUCAGUAUGCUCCCAGAAUGAAAUGGGAAGGUUUGAUGCUGUGUAUCCCUCAUCUCAAAAAGGAUGUGGGUAAGGCGUGUAAGAGCUGAGCACAACCAGGAUACUGAAGCAUUCAGCUGGCUUCAAAAACCUUCACUACCUGGUAAUGGUGAUAAAACUGCAGAAGGAGCAGGUACAGUCCCCUCCCCUUCAGUCGCUGUUCACAUUGCCAAGGUUUGAAACGCAGAUCACCCAGGUAUGUGUUGGGACAGUUGUUGGAUAGAUGGAGUUGACGGCCCUCAGAGCUGUUCUUGCUAGAGAAAUGUUAAAUGUUCUUCAACCAGGGAUAAUACUGCCCCGGGGCCUCAGCAGUCUCUGGGAUACCAAGUUCUUUGCCAUCCGUUGAGGGCAAACCCACGGUGGGCAAGCUUUGUCAGCAGCUCCUCUCCUCUGUUUCUGGGGCUGUGUGCACCCUCGGUGGUUUGUUCUCCGGGCUGAACUGAACCGGCAGCUAAAUUCACAAGGAAUGUGAUUUAAAAAACAGUUCUGCUCUGGAAAAAAAAAAAAAAGUCUGUUUAAAACACAAAACUCGGUCCUAAACCAGGAAUGUAGCAGUGUGUCAAAUCUGUUUACAGUGGCAGCAAAAACAAAGCCUGUGCUGCAGGCUUCUGCUGCCAUAGCUUGGUCGUCAGGAUGACAGAGGAGCCUGAGCCCUGGCUGUGACAGCAGGAGCGGGUGGCACGGAGGCAUCUUACACUGGCAAAGUAGCACUUUCAUACAAGCGUGGCAUGUUUUCCUUAGGGGAACAGGCUGGUGGUGAGACCACAGCAGUGAGAGGCUGCUCCUAUUGCUCCUCUAAGGGGAAUGGCCACGGAUUGCAGUUGUCACACAAAGGAGGCUGUGCAGAGCUCAGCCUGCGCCGUCUUUGUUUCUGCUGGGCCAUAAAGGGAAGGAAUGUACUUCAAUGUCAAAUUCCACGUCGGGUUUGAAAGGCAACGAAAACGUCUGUAUGUGUGGUCGUCUUGGGUCUGGAAUUCUGUGGGAAGCACGGGGCCUUAGCUGACUGUUGACAGUCACUUCUCAGCCUACAGUUGCGCCUCAGGUGUGGUUUUCUAAGUCGGGGUUUGGCGGUUCACAUGUCAUGUUCAAAUCUGAACCCUCUAAGGAGGCACGAUGUGUGUCAGUCUUCAUGGUCUGGGGGGGGGUUUAAAGGUGAAAUAACCUCAAAAAUGAGCUGCUUAAAAACCGGUUCCAUUUUCAGGUAGAGAAGUUGUAAAAGUGUUUCUCUUCCUCCCUCUUUUUCUGCUCUUAUCGGUAUUUAUCCAUCACACACACACCCUGACAACCUCAUGCUGGUGGUGGAAGGGGGAAGAGGUAAGUCUCCCAAACGCUGUUCCUCCAUUUCCACUGCCACUACUGGGACUGUUCUGUCCUGUGGGCGCAUUGGUCUGUGCUGCUGUGGCUGCUGUUCCUCGCUGCAGCCGUGCAGGUGAACACAGCGAGCAGAGCACAGUGUGGUGCUAGGUCUCUGUCCUUGAGGUUCCCCAUUUCCCGUGUGUCUGAGCAACGUGCUGCUUUUUGAGGCACCAAAACCUGUCUUUUUUUGGCAAUUCGGUCUCGUUUUGACAUCAUGGGCUCGAAUUCUGUUGGAAACAAGACAGUUUUAAACCAGUUCCCAUAGGACUCUGUCAGAAGUUGUAGUUCUGGUUCUGUAGAUGUAGCAGCGUCUGGAGGGAUUUCAGUGAAUGUCUUUGUAGCCUUGUAUUUACUCAGUAGGGAAUUUACUACCAGUGAAUAAAAUGCAAGAGGCUAAAUUGCAACCCAGUAGCAGUUAAUUGUGGCUGCUGACUGCAGGGGAGGCUGAGUUGGCUUCAGCGCAGGUAGGAGUUGACAUUCCUGGAAGCAUCAGAAUCUUGGGAUUAUCAGACACAUGAUGGGUUCUUUUCUAGAGCUCUGGGAACGCUGUGUGUCAAAAAGAGAAUUCAAGGGAAAAGCAGUGCUUAAAAUUGCCUUUUUCAUCUUAGAGGUGGAAAGGAAAACUGGUAUUUUUCCCAUGCAUCCAUCCUUCCAGGCCUGUCCGCUCUUAAAUACGAGGAUUAUAUUCUCCUAAGUGGCAGUCACAGUUUAGUGUGGCUACCAAAUGCACGUUCCCUCUGAGUCCCUCAGUCCUGUGGGUGUCAAACUCAACAGGAAAGCAAACCUUAGUGCAGCAUCCAUUGAUCCUGCAGGGAGCUGAGGCUCUCUGCUGUGGUGCUCAUCUUUUGACUGAGUGUUUGGCAUUAAGAGUUGAAUUCAGUUGUCACACGAGGCGAGGGGGAGGCACAUUUGGUAGCGUGUGCUGGUGACACCUUUUGACAUGAGUGGCCUCUCCAUGUGUCAUCAGUUCGGUUGUGCUGAGAUGCAGGGAUACUGCAGUCAGAAAGUGAUUGCCCUGAUAAGGAAGGAAUGAAUUUAUACUUCAAAGGAUCUAAACUUGCUUUUUCCAACACUGUGAGGUUUCUGUAAUAUUCAGCUUUUAUUUGGAAGCGAGAGCGUAUAGCAUGUUUUAUGCUGUUUGGUUUAUAUUUGUCUACUGCAGGCUUCUUUAUAUAAGCAUAGCCCAGUGCUCCCUCCGUGGUGGACACUGUUUUAUAGUGUCCUGCUUGCCAGAAAUUCGGAUUGGAAGUUACCUCUCUACAUCAGUAAGAUGAAGGUGCUGUAUCAUUAGGCUGUAAAGCAAACUUUGUCCCUCCUGUAAUGGUAUGGCUUCAAAUCCUGGUAAUAGAUUGAUGUCUAUUAGAAUAACUCCAGGCUUAGGCUCUGCUCUUGCAAAUACACAGGCAGGUGACAUGACUUGACUGGAGUCAGUGGUUGCAACAUGAGUUCCAAGCUGAGUGUCUGCAGCACAAAAACCUUGCUUUUGGUACAACUGGGAGCAGAAUUGGUUUCUCUGUGCACUGGGAUUUCCCAUACUGGGGUUCCAGUCCUGUAGCAAGGAGUCAUUUGCCUUGAGGGAUGCUCGGAGCACAUGUGAAGGUGCAGGAAGCCUUUGAAUGCUGGCAGAUGGACUCGGGAGGAGCAGCCGUUGGGGCAGAACUGUUCCCAGCAUAUCCUUAUUGCAUCCAACUUGUGAGUCAAUUGGCAUUCCUUAAUGUUAUGUUUUUAGGAAUGAAGACUUAAUGUUUCCAUGGCCAGGCGUGAUACAGCAUCUGCUGUCGCUGAUGGAAACCACUUUAUCUUAACUGACUUUAUUCUGCUAGCAAGUCAGUUACAGAGAUUGGCCUUUCUGUUACCCUUCAUGGCCACGUUAAACUAUGCACACUGCAAAACCAGUUCCUCUGCAAAGCACUGAAAAUACCCUCGUUUCCCUCCCACCUCCUUAGUUCUGACCUGAACAAUUCUAUGGUCUGGCUUUGACAUUGUUAACAUGAGGCAGCAAAUGGAGAACUACAUAAAGGAGAGGCAGGGAGAUGAGUUUUCCCUGCCAGUACAGAUGGGUGAACUAAUUUUGUAUGAUUCCUUAGACUUGGUGCCUUGGAUCCAAUAACGUUUUGCAUGGGACAGAAACCUUGGGAAAUAAGUCAGGAAUUCCCCCCUCUGAAGCAGCAGACAGGCUUGUGUGGUUUUACAAGUCCUCAGCAGCACUGACAAGCUCAGAAAGAAGGAUUUGAGUGCGACAUGUCUGAACCCUGUGUAUUUGUACCCCUUCAAAUAACAGCUUAUGCAAAAGUGGAUUAGAGUUGGCUUUUUAGAUAAGAGUUCCCAUCGUCCUGGCAGUGUUUGCACAGGUUUCCCCUUAGCAGCCUGGCAAAUGCUUCCACACGUGAGCAGAACCCUGCUGUGGUUAUGCCUGUGUAAGUUUAACAUGCAAUAACUAUAGGUGUGUAUGGUGACCAAGUGUCCCUUCUUCGAGGUGAACAGCAAAAUCCAAGCUCUGAACACUGCCUUUGUGUGUGCAUCUAAUCCCUCCAGCAGGUUUCAGAUGGGACAGGGAGGACUUAGGUUAAGAAUUUAUUGCCUCUGGGAAUACAAAACCUCAAUUCAGUGGGGUUUUUGGUGUCUAUUACAUUAAUAUUGAUACCUGGCUACUGCAGAUAGGGGAUAUGAAGCAUUCUAGCAAGCUUCUAAGUUUAUGAACCCAUGUGUUUCAGUGAUCAAAAGCUACAUACAUCAGUUACCUGUGCCAAACAGUGAUCAUUUGCUUUUGGGCUGCUCCUGUUGUGUGUCCUUUUGCCCAGUGCACGUAGUGAUUGGGCUGCGUAGCUCCACACCUCCGAUGAGGAAUGGCAUCUUCAUAGUGAGUGUCCUCUUCACCUUACGUGUAUUAAAUGAUGUUAGUCGGCCUGGCCCUUAAAGCUAUUUCUUACUGCCUGCUUUAGCAGAUGUGUGAACUGCAGUAAUUUAUCACUGGCAACCCAGAGCCCAGAGUAAGAGAGAUUGGGUUCUGUUUUCCUCCCUGCUUAAUGUGAGCUUUGGUUAAGCGGUUACAAACAUCAAGCCACAGCCCUCUAUACAUCGAUCAAACAGCUUACAGGAAAGGAACAAGUGAAUGAGUUCGUUUUCAGUGAAACUUGUGUUUUGCAGGUCUGCCUUUCCAUAAGAGAAGCUUAAACACAGCUUAGAAACUUCAGGCAGCUGCUCCAAGGCAAGAGCUGCCUGCAUGAGUGCGGUGGGCUUGGGCAGGGGGCUGUGGGACUGCUCUGUUGACUGGAGGAAGGGCAGAACUGAAGCUAAUCGUCAGCACUUUCAGACAGUUAAUCCUGCUCCAAGUUAAGGUUGCUGGAAGGGGGCUGUUGGCAGAGGAUGAGGUUUCCCUCAGUGCGAAAUCCCCUUGGGAAAGCUGCACCUCUUCCAAGAGCUGGGGCUCAGGUGGGUUUCCUGGUGUUUUCAGUGGCUUCAAGUCAGAGCAGCCUCUACUUUGAGUUUCUGUUCCUCCCAUCCCUAUUGACUUAAGCUGAUGUGUGCCGUGCUGUGCUCGUGAACCAGACCUGGCUUCAAGGACACUUCCAGGCAGCAACAAGGGACAAGAGAAUCCGAUUAGCUCCUGAAUGUGGCUGGCCAUCCGUCCAGCUGCCUCAGAGCGCGGGGCACGCGCGCUGCUCCUUCAGUUCGUAAUUCAUUGUGCUCCUGAUCGUGGCUUCAGAUGCUUUUAGUUCAGUCGAGGGUUUGUUAAGACCACAGCCAGUAAGUCCCCUGUGGCAGCUUCAUGUACUUAACUGCAGGGACUGCCCCCAGCCUGACCCCCAGCCUCGGGAGAUUAGUGUGUUCCCAAUCAAAACAGAGAUUAACUAUAAAGUGACUCCGUGUUCGAAUUAAUCUCCUUUUCCUGCAGAAACUCCUUCUGUGUAACUUGGAUUAUCCCUACUUCAAAGGAACUUCCAUUUCUUUACAGGAUAGUCAAAAACCUGCUUUGAAAACAGCGUUUUUAGGAGUCUGUGUGUGGGGAGCGGAGCGAGGUCCCCCCCGGGGCAAGCGAGGGGCAGUUCUGUCACUAAACAUGAAUGUCUUACCCUAAAACCCAUGUGGGACUGUGCAAAGAACCUGCAGCCACAUGGCAAUCAUGCUGCCAUCCUGCUCAGGGCUGGGAAAUCCCUGUGCUCGACAAACAGCAUCCUCAAGGAGCUGUCAUGUAACGUAGCCAAAUCACAGCCACGGCUCCCACAUGGUGCUUCUGCUGUUGCCCAACGGCAAGUUUUAGGCUCAGCCCAGGGCACUAAAAUGCUAUGCAACACCAAAUGGCUUCUCCUUCCCACUUGCAGUCAUCAUUCCCUAAAGCAUCCCAGCGUUAUCUCAUCCAGACAUCACCCAGGAAACAUUUGGGCCUCGUCACAGGUUUGGUUUUCCCUUUGGAUAAGCAGCCGGUGGGGCUCGUGGCCACCCCAGGCCUGGACUCCCUUCCUUUGUCUUUGGGGUGUGGAAUAUAAAUCAUGUUUUUAUGAUUUUUUUGUAAAUCUUUACACUUUUUACACCUUGUUUUUUGUAAGCUGAAGUUUUCUUAUUAAAAACGACACAAAACCAGAA
Pezoporus occidentalis (night parrot) is the source of this 8944-nucleotide messenger RNA. It is a transcript of the gene USP49, whose product is annotated as ubiquitin specific peptidase 49. The transcript has 7 exons. The record is from RefSeq and is a predicted model, not a curated record. Gene Ontology annotation, cellular component: cytoplasm. Gene Ontology annotation, biological process: protein deubiquitination. Lineage: Eukaryota; Metazoa; Chordata; Aves; Psittaciformes; Psittacidae. Bases 661 to 2757 code for a protein of 698 amino acids. Gene Ontology annotation, molecular function: zinc ion binding; cysteine-type deubiquitinase activity.